Messenger RNA from Aureobasidium melanogenum CBS 110374, 546 nucleotides. RefSeq lists its product as uncharacterized. Bases 1 to 546 code for a protein of 181 amino acids. The record is from RefSeq and is a predicted model, not a curated record. The transcript has 2 exons. Gene Ontology annotation, cellular component: preribosome, large subunit precursor; nucleolus. Gene Ontology annotation, molecular function: mRNA binding. NCBI's taxonomy places the organism in Eukaryota, Fungi, Ascomycota, Dothideomycetes, Dothideales, Saccotheciaceae. Gene Ontology annotation, biological process: intracellular mRNA localization; ribosomal large subunit biogenesis.
AUGGCUCCGACAAAAUCUACAAAGGCUGGCCCAUCCAAGGGCGCCAAGUCCGCAUCCAAGUCCGCCGAUCGUCCCAAACCAAAGAAGCCCACUGGUCCCAAGCCGAAGCCCGUCGAGCAAAAGUCAAAGUCCACCUCCCACGGCCCUGCGAAGAAGAAGAAGCGCGUCUACACAGAAAAGGAGCUCAACAUUCCCACUCUCAACGGCAUCCGCCCUGCUGGCAUCCAGAAGCCCAAUGGUGUCAAGAAGGGAAAGACCUUCGUCGAUGACAAGGAAUCCUUGAUGACCAUCCUCGCCAUGGUUCAGGCCGAGAAGGAAGGUAACAUCGAGAGCAAGAUGAUCCGUGCUCGUCAGAUGGAGGAGAUUCGUGAGGCCAGAAAGGCUGAAGCUGAGAAGAGAGAGGCUGGCCGCAAGGAGAAGCUGGAGGGGGUCAAGGAUGAACUCCGCAGAAAGAAGAACAAGAAGGGUGCCAAGUCAUCCGAUGCCAAUGUCGACGUUGAGCCUGCCGCCGACAAGCCCAAGAAGAAGAGAGUCUCUUUCGGUUGA